Molecule: messenger RNA, 7176 nt
Organism: Sceloporus undulatus (fence lizard)
Lineage: Eukaryota; Metazoa; Chordata; Lepidosauria; Squamata; Phrynosomatidae
Gene: NHSL1
Product: NHS like 1
Exons: 8
Coding region: 575-5611 (1678 amino acids)
Biological process (GO): cell differentiation
Source: RefSeq, a predicted model, not a curated record
GUUUUAUUGUUAAAGAGAAUCCUUUUGGAGAUCCUUCUCUGGGCUUUUCAUUAAAAGGGCAAGCAGGAUGGGUGCUCUUAGGAAACACAGAGGUGCUACCAUUUUCAUAUGGAAAGGAGGGAGCUGUUUUAAUUUAUAUCCUGGUCUGGCAACUUGUUAGCAGCCUGUAUGUCUUCGUAAUACAAAGAGCUGUUGUUUUUUGAACCUGAUGGAAGAAAGGACAGAAUUUAUUGGUGGAGAAUGAUGCCGGGGAGAGGAGACAGACUUUGAAGACUGGGGAAAAAAGAUGAAAGCUAUAUGCAUCUGUAUUUUACCAUACAACCCUAAUUUGCAUUUAUGACGGUUGUUUUCAGGGUGCCAUUCUGUUUUUCUUGCUUCCACUAUGUUUUACUUGGCAGCUUACAAAGUACUGUAGGCAUAAGAAGCCUCCUGAGAAUUGUACAGGCAUAACUACUUGGUUCCAUGCUCCAUGUGGUUUACACUGAGCAAGUGGGUCUAAAGAAACAUAGCAGAGAAAAAGGGAAAGGACAAUAUUGUUUUUAAAAGCUGUACAUUUUAAGUGGUUUUGGAGAAAAUGAAAAAAGAGACUGCCUCAAAGUCAUUCUGGUAUAAAUCUAAUCCAGGACCCCUUUCGCGUGCUGUGAGCUGGAUAAACUUCUCCACUCUUUCCAAGCAGACAAAAAGGUUAUUCCGCAGUGAUGGAGAACUCACAUCUAUAUGUGGGCAACAGAUGGAAGAGGAUGAAAGCUGGACCUACAGACCACAGCACAGAAAUGCUGUGUCCAAUCUAGAUGAAGAGAGUAGAUGGACAGUCCAUUAUACUGCACCCUGGCAUCAGCAGGAAAAUGUGUUUCUACCCUCUACAAGACCACCCUGUGUGGAAGAUUUGCACCGCCAAGCCAAGCUGAAUUUAAAGUCGGUACUAAGAGAAUGUGACAAGCUAAGGAGAGAUGGCUAUCGAAGUUCUCAGUAUUAUUCUCAGGGUCCAACUUUCUCAUCUUCUUCUAGUGCCCUCUGUGGAAAUUACCAAGAUGAUUAUGAAGAAAUUGAACAAAAGUGUUCAACCCCUUCUCCUGAAGAGGAAAAGCUUAUUAGCAUCAAGAGACCCAAAACACCAAUUUCAAAUGAAUUCUCUGAUAUCAACACUCAAACAAAUUGGACCAAAUCACUUCCAUUGCCAACGCCAGAGGAGAAAAUGCGGGAGCAAGCUCAAGCAGUCCAAACUGAUGUUAUACCUAUUAACGUAACAGCAAGUGGAAGAAAGUGCAUGGUGUCAGUGUGCUUGAAAGUAAUGGUGCUUUGCUUGUUCUACUGUACAUCAGGGGAGAAUUUUGACCGCCAAGCCAGCAUACGGAGGUCUCUAAUUUACACAGACACUGUGGUAAGGCGGCCGAAGAAAGUGAAAAGGAGAAAGACUAUUACAGGAAUCCCUGACAACAUCCAAAGAGAGCUAGUUGGAACUGGUAAAAAUGACUUCCGUGGCCAUUCAAUAUGUAUCCCUGAACACUAUUCCACAUUAGGAAGACUUGAUAGCUAUCUCCCUUCUAUGCAGCACUGUGACACCAAGGACUCCAGCUGUCAGACAGAUGAAGUCAAAGUGGUGCCACCUUCAGUAAGGCGGAUACGUGCACAGAAGGGACAAGGAAUUGCAGCCCAGAUGUCUCAGUUGUCCAGUUCAUCUGGAAACAUGUCUGUGAUGAGUGAUUCUGCUGGAAUAGUAUUUGCUUCUCGUCUAAAUAAUGACCUGGGUUUUCACAGUCUUCCUCGGUCUGGGGCAAGAGUGUCGCUGCAGUUACUGGAGCGUAGGCAUAGCCUUUCUAAGUCAACAGAAGAUGGAGCUUUGUCACAUCAAAUAAGCAAACUGCAAGUGGGUGAUAGCACAGAACAUAUAAGGAAUAACAGUAGAGUAGAUGUGCUUCAGAGGACAAAGUCUCAAGCUGUAAGGAGUUCUGAGGGUGAACACACAGAAAGCCCAGCAUGCAUGGUCUCACCACAUGCCACUUAUUCAACUAGCAUCAUACCAAAUGCUACCCUAUCAUCCUCUUCAGAAGUGAUUGCUAUUCACACAACACACGGUGCUGGAUUGAUGGAUAGUAAAAUCGACAACGCCUCUUCAUAUUCAAAGCCUAGAGAUAAUCUGGUUGCCAAUAGCAUGGUAAACACAAAAGAUCAGCACCAUUCUUCUAGUGGAACUUGGAGUGAGACCAGUUCAACACAUCACUCACAGUCCUCAGACACUACCAUUUCAUCAAAUGCUGUGAUGGUGAUUGCUCUUGGAGAUUCAGGAGUGUCUCUCAGUGAUGCAGGAACUGUGGAAAAUUGCCCUCAAAAUAUAGUCUACAGCUGUAGGAACAAUCUCAAUUUCCCAAACCACUCUGAAGACAGUGACAAUAGGAGUGAAUCAAAUUACUUGGUGGAUAAAAUACAGGGCAGAAGUCAGAACGGCAGAGGGCACAGUGGGUUCAGGCACCCUGGAAAUGAGGAAAAUCCUAUGCACAAGCCAGAUUGUGCCACUCCAGGCUGUUCUACACCCGUGAGCAACUUGAGUACCAGCAGCCUGGAAAGAGUCUCUGCCAAAGAAGACUCAGGCUCCUUAUAUUCUGUAGACCAUGAUGGUUAUUACACUUCCAUGCAUGUUGACUCGGGGCUCAAAUCAGGCAAAACCUGCAAUAAUAAUAAUAAUGGUUUUGGAAACUCUAGGCAUAAUGUUAGUGUGUUUGACGGGAAUGAAAAGAAAUCUUUGGGAGAUGUGUCAAACUGCACUGACAAGUCCCUCUCACGAAGCAUAUCCUUAAAAAAGGCAAAGAAACCACCUUUACCACCAUCCAGGACAGACUCUCUUAGAAGGAUCCCCAAGAAGAAAUCUCAGUCCAAUGGACAGGUACUGGAUGAUAUGCUGAUUGCCACUCUCGAGCACUCCUUGCAACUGAACCUCAGGAGCAAAAAUGGCAGCUCUCCAUCUCAAAGCCCCUGCAGUGAUUACGAUGACCCUUGGGUGCUACGCUCUCGAAGCCAGAGCUCAGUGAGUGCCAGUAGCAGCAUGAUGUCUGCAACAGGCCUGAACAUGUACUCCAUCUGUGCUGUCACCCCCUCUCAGAGUGAGACAAGCAGUAUCAAGUCAGAGUAUGCUGACCAGUGGGGUUACUACAGUGACUAUCCUGGGAUGCCUGAUGAUCAGUUAAAAUCCCCAGUAGUUCAUUCUGCUAAUACUACAUUGAAGCUGAAUGAUUAUAAUGCUGUCAGCUUUAAUGAUGCGUCAAGGGCUUCUGCACCACAUGUAACCUCUGGGUUAUCCAAACCAAAGACCACUUCUCCAGAAAAGUCACAUAGAGUGACUUCACCAUCUAGUGGUUAUUCUAGCCAAUCCAACACACCCACAGCACUUACACCAGUGCCUGUCAUUCUAAAAUCUGUGUCAAAUGGAAAUGGAAAAGCCAAGAUGAAGCCUAAAGUGCCUGAAAGGAAGUCAUCCCUCUUGUCGUCAGUUUCAGUAUCUUCCUCCUCCACCUCUCUUUCUUCGAAUACAUCUGCUGAAGGCUGUGUGAAUGUGAAGAAACCUGAUCCUGACCUGAGCUUCCCUCUGGUUACUCCUUCUCCUCUAAUGUCUCCAUACACUGCUGAUCAUCUUCUUCCUCCCCCACCACCUGCUUUAAUGGAUGGUAUGGAUCUGUCCCCUCCACCUGGAUCUCCCAAUUUCCCACCACCUCCACCAGAAGCCAUUAUAAAUGCAACCUUUCCUCAACAUGAUACAUGGCUUAAUAAUGAGGAUCCCUCUAUGAGUCAUUUCUUUCCUUCAGAAGCACCUCCUUUCUCAUCUCCUUUUUCUUCUUCGUUUGCUCCACCAGCACCAUCCUUAGACCCCAAAUUCACAAAAGCGGAAUAUAAACAUGCACCCCAUUCUUUCAAAAAAUAUAACCAGCAGGGAUCUAAUCACAGCACAAUAAAGCAACCAUUAAAUAAAGAAGACCCCACUAGGCCUGCAAUGCCUCUAGUAACCAGCCAAGCACUGCAAAUGGUACAGUUGAGGUCUGUGAGGAAAUCUGUGAUGUCAGAGGGUGAACAGUCAGUUGAAUCUGCUUCCAGGACCAAGUCUCAGGAAAAACUGACUGAAGUUCAAUCACCUUUAAAAUCAUGUGUGUCAGUAAGGCAGAGUAAUAGCCUAGAUGAGAGUGAGGUGAACCCUCACAGAGUUUUUGACAAAGGCUUUGUUUACAGCCCUAGCCAGACAUCUUACCCAGGCCUCAGUGGGAUUAACCCUGAACAUAUUGGUCAGAAAAUGCCUGAAAAUGCAACAAAUCCGACUAAUUUUUUUGCCAAUGAUCUAUUGCCAGCCAGUGCUGAAGAAGAACCAGUGGAGUAUCAAAGUUCUCACUGUGGUCUUUCAAGUUUGUCAUUUCAGGGACAGUCACUCAGCAAGCCUCAGGGUAUGUCGCGAAACAAGAAGCCGCCACCUGUUUCAAAGAAACCCAAACUGUUCCUGAUUGUACCACCCCCACAGCCUGAUGUUAAAGCAGAAAAAAUAGCUGAAGUGGGUGAAACAGUCAGAAGCAUUCCAAGCGUAACUACAAGGGAUGCUGCAGUUACACAGUCUAGUCAGGCUAGGGAUUAUCCUACUGAUGGACUCUACUCCAAUGAAAUGGACUCAGGCAACCUUGUUCCAGAAGGAGGAGCUAUGGGUUCUCCCUCCUGUGAAACACUGGAAACCAAUGUCUUGACACUGCAGUCCAGGCAAGAGCAGCCUUGCUUAUAUGAAGGAAUCAGUUGUGACAGAAAUGGAGACAGCAUCUCUAGAACAGACAGGCAGCUAUCUCAAGGAGAUGAAAGUGACAUGCUUGAAUCAGAUGCAGCAAGCAGCUUUUUACUGCAAAGCCCAAACUAUGGGGAAGACAAUAUGGGGACGGCAAUGCCACCUAGACCAAGGACCACUGAAGACCUUUUUGCAGCCAUUCAUAGAUCCAAAAGGAAAGUCCUUGGCCGCAAAGACUCUGAGGAAGAACGCAUUCGAAACCAUUCUCCAUCGCCUCCUGUUACACCAACAGGUGCUUCUCCAAUUGUGGCUUCCCUUAAGCAGGCAGGAUCAAUUCAGAGGAAUAUUCGUAAGAGUAGCACCAGCAAUGACAACUUCAAAGCACUGCUGCUCAAAAAAGGAAGUCGCUCAGACACCAGUUCUCGCAUGUCGGCAGCAGAGAUGCUAAAGAAUACAGAUCCAAGAUUUCAGAGAGCCAAAGUGGAUUCUCCCUGGGACUAUAAUGACAGUACCACAAGUUGUUCCCCUACCAAGAACAGACGGGCCCAAGAAGAAUGGGCCAAGAGUGAAGGCCUCAUGCCAAGGAGCUUGUCCUUUUCCAGUGCUAGAUAUAGCCGAUCUCGAACCCCGCCCUCAGCUGCAAGUAGCAAGUACAGCGUUCGAAACAGGAUCCAGAGUAGCCCUAUGACUGUUAUCAGCGAGGGUGAUGUAGAAGCCAUUGAACCUGCAGAGAGCAGGACUAAUAGGUCUUUAGAAGAGGAAGAUGCGGGGCAAUUGGAUGUGUUUGACAGUGAUGAAAUGGAUAUUAAUGAAGAUGCUGGUUCCAGUGAUGACACCACAGGGCACCUAGAGCUGAUAACUUAACAGAUGACCCCAAACCCUUUAAAGAUAAAAGUAUAUCCAUCAUGUGAAAAGGGUUGUCUGAGGAUCAAGAAACAAGGCACAGUGAUGUUAGGCACCUACAGAAAAGUGUAUGUAAGGAAUUAGGCCUGGCAGCAAGCCUUAAUCAGUACAAUUUAUUUUGCCAAGCAUAUAGCAUGUGUUCAUGUAUGGAUAUGGCAACACUGGCAAUUUUACAUGGUGUAGUUAGAUGGGACUUUCUGGUGUGAAAAAAAAUAUUAGUAGCUGGACUCCUCAUUAAAAGCCUUAAAAUCCUCUAGAGAAAACAAAAAUCAAAAAACAACUCACCAGAUAUUGCUGGAUUCUGGGUUACAUGUGAUUUUUUUUUCUUUUUCAUUUUGGAGGGUGAAAAAAGGUCUGCAGAGAGAAUGAGAAGCUUCUGUGGUACUGGGUGGCAGUAGGUUUUUAAGUAUUAUAUUUAUGAAACUUAGUAAUCUGUUUUGAGCAGGAACUGAUAGAAUGAAAUAUGCAGCCUAUUAGAAUUAGCAGGACUGGCAUUGUUCCCCCUGCUUCUUGCAGUGUGGGCUUCUCUGCUGGUCAUAACUAUGUCAUAACAACACAACAACAGGCCAUCCAGAGUCUGAAUUAAUAUUUUUUAAAAUCCAACAGGAAAAAAGAGCUGUUGUAAUACAGAACUGACUGCUGUGCAGUCAUAUUACAGCCCAUCUGUUGGGUUUUCAACAAGUCACUUCUCACCUAGAUCAGUUUUCUCUGAAUGGAAAUUGAGAUGUCCUUUGGUCAACUUAACAUAAAUAGAUGCAGAUUUGUAAUAAAGAAGUAGGUAAAUAAUACAGGGUCAUGGUGAGAAAAAAUGAGCAAUUAGCCAUUAACCUCUUAACUUUAAAACAACCCCCGUUUGAUUAUUUACACAAUAGAAUUGCAAUAUGUUUCCUUUCCAGCUAAACUGUGUGGUAAUUGCAUUUCUGACACCUUUUGUUAUUUAAAAAAAAGGGUUUGUUUUUUUUUUAAAAAUAGCGUAUCACUUGAAAUAACAAACAUUUGUUAACUUAAAGGUUACCAAAGAAUGCUUUACAAUAACUUUUACUGUUUUGGUCUAUAAUCAGCAUUUACUUGAUUAGGAAAAAUGAUCAUCAUUUCGGAGACUGCUUAGUUUUAUUGUUUACCAAUGAGUUAAAAUAUUAACUUUUCCUUAUUUGUAAAGAAAAGAACUGAAUUUUUAAAAAAAUCAGCUGCAGUUUUGAACAGUUUCUUUUAAGAAGCAGCUUUUAGUUUUUGGAAAGGAAUUUUGCAUACAUUGACAUGCUGUGUGUUUUUAUAAUGUUUGUAUAUAGUGAAAGUUCUUUAUAUAAUGUAUGUCCUCCCAGUGUUGGAAUUUUUACAUUUAUAAAUGUUAAGGAGGAUGGAACCCUCCAUGUAGAUAAUUUAUUUUAAUGAAAAAUACUUGACUUCUUUUCUCUUCAUCUCUGUAUAUGUUAGUACAGCAAAUUUCAGGGGCCUUUACUCAACUCAAGAAGGGGAUGGUGACAAUGCUGUGACUCUGCUUCAAUAAACAAGGCUGCCAUUUGUCA